AUGUCCGCAACAUCGAGCCAGGAAAAUGCGAUAUCUCCAGUGGAAGAGUCAAGCCAGAGACACAAAUUCAAGCCAGCAGAAUCAGAAACAAUUUUGGAUAUGGACACGCAAAAACCUGUCACUCAGACUCUGAAGAAACCAAAAGAAACUCCUAAUCCUCAAGUUCAACCCAUUCAGUUACGCCCUGAGAAGCUUCAGCAACAUGCAAAUCGUAGGGUCUUGACAGGAAUUGGGCCGACUGUGAAUCAUCAAGAAUCAAGUGAUUACAGAGCACCUUUAUAUCGCACUCCUGCAACACUGAAACUUCCCGAGCAACAUUUUCGACAUCUGCCUCCACGGCAACAAGGAAGAAAGCUAAUAACUGGAGGCUUCAUUCCUCCCGGACUUGGUCCUGAAGGCCCCUUCAAGAUUGAUCCCAAGAAAAUGACUAGAGACAGGUUCGAAGCACCAAGAGUUUCUGACAAGAAAAUGUGCGGCUUUAUACAUGCGGAGAUGUCUGUCCAGAAACUUAAGCGACUCUCAACGAGUGGACUGAUGCUCAUGUCCGUUCCGAAAGGACACGGUCUUCCAUCUGCAAGACAAAUUCUUCAAGUCGUUGCUGGCCAGAAAUCAAAGGUUGAUAAAGAAGCGUUCAAAUCGUUCAUGCGGAACAUGAAAAAGAAUUACGAAGCGGAGCAACAGAGACAGAGAAUGCCCGAAAAAGAGAAUAUUCCGGAAGAUUUACCGGCGCAAUUGGCUCCGAUCAUCGUUACAGGCAACGGCCAGAGUACCGUUACUCUGCAACCAACUGAAGUAAAAGAAAAUCCAGAUGAAUUGUCGAUGGAUCCACUAGAAUGA
Oikopleura dioica is the source of this 837-nucleotide messenger RNA. The record is from the annotation of a GenBank genome assembly. NCBI's taxonomy places the organism in Eukaryota, Metazoa, Chordata, Appendicularia, Copelata, Oikopleuridae.